AUGCUGGCUUCGUUACACGCUGUAGCGUUCUACGCUGUAGCGUUCUACGUUGUAGCGUUACACGCUGUAGCGUUCUACGCUGUAGCGUUCUACGUUGUAGCGUUACACGCUGUAGCGUUCUACGCUGUAGCGUUCUACGCUGUAGCGUUACACGCUGUAGCGUUACACGCUGUAGCGUUCUACGCUGUAGCGUUCUACGCUGUAGCGGACUACCUCGUAGAGCUCUACGCUGUAGCGUUCUACGCUGUAGAGCUCUACGCUGUAGCGUUCUACGCUGUAGCGUUCUACGCUGUAGCGUUCUACGCUGUAGCGUUCUACGCUGUAGCGUUCUACGCUGUAGCGUUCUACGCUGUAGCGUUCUACGCUGUAGCGUUCUACGCUGUAGCGUUCUACGCUGUAGCGUUCUACGCUGUAGCGUUCUACGCUGUAGCGUUCUACGCUGUAGCGUUCUACGCUGUAGCGUUACACGCUGUAGCGUUACACGCUGUAGCGUUCUACGCUGUAGCGUUCUACGAUGUAGCGUUCUACGCUGUAGUGUUCUACGCUGUAGCGUUAUACGCUAUAGCGUUCUAG
Aricia agestis (brown argus) is the source of this 573-nucleotide messenger RNA. RefSeq lists its product as uncharacterized. Lineage: Eukaryota; Metazoa; Arthropoda; Insecta; Lepidoptera; Lycaenidae. The transcript is spliced from 2 exons. The record is from RefSeq and is a predicted model, not a curated record. Bases 1 to 573 code for a protein of 190 amino acids.